AGCUGGAGUUUAAAUGCGCUUUAGUGUCUGUGCAGCGUCAGAUCAGCUGCAGGGUUGAUGGUAGAAGAUGCAUUAAGACGAUAAUCAGACAGAGAGGAGAUAUGGCGACGGCUAUCAUCGCCAACGCCGUGGCGACUAUCGGCAGCCUCUUCGCUGGAGUCACGAACUACUUCACUGACAUGUUCCUGACUCCUCCACUGAAGGCAACUCUGAAGCAUUUAGAGGAGACUGACCUCAAGACUCUGCAGGGGGACACCAGAACCCUGAAAGCCAGGAGUCUGUGGCAGAGCUCUGGAGCUGUCAUCAUGGCAGUGAGGAGGCCUGGAUGAUUUUUGUGCAGAGAGGAGGCUGCAGAGCUGUCCUCUCUCAAACCCCAGCUGGAUCAGCUCGGGGUCCCUCUGUUUGCUGUGGUGAAGGAGGACGUCGGCACCGAGGUCCAGAACUUCAGACCAUACUUCAAAGGGGAGAUCUUCUUGGAUGAAAAGAAGAGGUUUUAUGGACCCCGUGAGAGGAAGCUUGGCCUCUUGGGGUUCAUGCGUGUUGGCGUGUGGAUGAACGGCCUGAGGGCCUUCAGGAACGGCUUCUUUGGAAAUGUUUCAGGAGAGGGCUUCGUGCUUGGCGGAGUCUAUGUCAUUGGUCGAGGGCAGCAGGGAAUACUUCUGGAGCACAGAGAGAUUGAAUUUGGGGACAAAGUCAACCCUGAGCAUGUCAUCUGGGCUGCAAGAAGAAUAUCACAAGAGCUUCGCCCUAUAGAGAACAGACAAAGCUCAGAUGGUCACUGGUAGAUAACUGAUCUAGUAUCUUAAUGAGAGCAGCAAAAGUUAAAGAAAGAGAUGAUGGAAGUGCAGAAGGUAAACGGCAGUGUAAGUUUUUGUGACGCAGGUUUGUUGGUGUAUUGGUCUCAGGAUACAGUUUGCAGUAUGACUUCGUAGUACAAGGAUCUGAGUGUGUUCAUGAUGGUCUGUCUUUAAACUCAACAGAGGAAGCAGGCCUGAUACCUGACACUCAGCUUUCAGAUAUUGCUCUGUGAUACUUUGACUUUGUUACCCUGAGCGCCAAGAAACCACAACCUUUGGAAAAUAAAGCUUUGCUUUGUGAUCGACA
Molecule: messenger RNA, 1104 nt
Organism: Notolabrus celidotus (New Zealand spotty)
Lineage: Eukaryota; Metazoa; Chordata; Actinopteri; Labriformes; Labridae
Product: peroxiredoxin-like 2A
Exons: 5
Source: RefSeq, a predicted model, not a curated record